This is a messenger RNA of Salarias fasciatus (jewelled blenny), 2537 nucleotides long. It is a transcript of the gene snx1b, whose product is annotated as sorting nexin 1b. NCBI's taxonomy places the organism in Eukaryota, Metazoa, Chordata, Actinopteri, Blenniiformes, Blenniidae. The record is from RefSeq and is a predicted model, not a curated record. Gene Ontology annotation, biological process: intracellular protein transport; early endosome to Golgi transport. The transcript has 15 exons. Gene Ontology annotation, cellular component: endosome; endosome membrane. Bases 16 to 1614 code for a protein of 532 amino acids. Gene Ontology annotation, molecular function: phosphatidylinositol binding.
UCCACAACACGGACUAUGGCGGCCAGCUCGGAUCGGAACCCUCCGCCUUUCCCCGCAGAGGAGCCCGAACCGGGACUGCCUGACAUGGCAGACGGAGACAGCGACGAGGGAGAAGACAUCUUCAUCAACAGCAAUAACCCGCCACUGUCGGUGAGUCGGGGUGUUUCUCAGCCCGACCGAGCCCAGGAGGAGGCGCCUGGAGACCUGUUCACCGAGGAGGGGCAGCAGGAGGAGGAGGAGGAGGAACGCAGCACCGCCAAGUCCAACGGCGUCCACUCCGACGAGGACAGCGACCUGUUCGCUGAAGCACAUGUGGAGCUCAGCACAGACAAGUCCAGCAGCUCAGCUCAGAAGGAGACCUCCACCUCCUCCUCCGCCCCCCGGCCUGCCCCCACCUUCACUCCCAGCCCUGCAGCCAUGCAGCCCACCUCCUUGGAGCAGUUGGAGGAGGAAGAAGCCAGGGACAGCUUCGACGUGGAUGUUGCCGUCACCAACCCUGAGAAAAUUGGAGAUGGGAUGAAUGCAUAUGUGGCCUACAAAGUGUCCACCAGGACGUCCUUGUCUAUGUUCCGGAGUAAGACGUUCUCGGUCCGGAGACGGUUCAGCGACUUCCUGGGCCUUUAUGAGAAGCUGUCAGUGAAGCAGUCGCUCCACGGAUGCAUCAUCCCACCGCCGCCGGAGAAGAGCGUCGUGGGGAUGACCAAGGUGAAGGUCGGAAUGGACGAUCCAUCCUCGGUGGAGUUUGUGGAGAGAAGAAGAGCAGCUCUGGAGAGGUAUCUUCAGAGGAUCGUGGCUCAUCCCACAUUGCUGCAAGAUCCUGACGUCCGCGAGUUCCUGGAGAGAGAAGAUCCACUCCCCAGGGCGGUGAACACUCAGGCACUGAGCGGGGCGGGCUUCCUCAAAAUGAUCAAUAAAGCUUCAGACGCCGUCAACAAGAUGACCAUCAAGAUGAACGAGUCCGACACGUGGUUUGAGGACCGCUUCCAGGAAGUGGAGGCCGAGGAGCAGCAGCUGAGGAAGCUCCACGCCGUGGUGGACCUGCUCGUGAACCACCGGAAGGAGCUGUGCGGGAACACGGCCGUGUUCGCCAAGAGCAUGGCCAUGCUGGGGAACUCCGAGGACAACACGGCCCUGUCCAGGGCGCUGUCCCAGCUGGCCGAGGUGGAGGACAAGAUGGAGCAGCUGCACCAGGAGCAGGCCGCCAGCGACUUCUUCAUCUUCGCCGAGCUGCUCGCCGACUACAUCCGCCUGCUGGGGGCCGUGCGGGGCUGCUUCGACCAGCGCAUGCGGGCGUGGCAGCGGUGGCAGGAGGCUCAGAGCACGCUGCAGAAGAAGAGGGAGGCCGAGGCCAAGCUGCUGUGGGCCAACAAGCCCGACAAGCUGCAGCAGGCCAAGGAAGAGAUCACCGAGUGGGAGUCGAAGGUCACUCAGUACGAGCGAGAUUUUGACAGGAUUGGCAUGACUGUACGCAAAGAGGUGCUCAGAUUCGAGAAAGAAAAAUCCAAGGACUUCAAGACCCAGAUCAUUAAAUAUCUGGAGGCGAUGCUGCAGUCUCAGCAGCGGCUUAUAAAGUUUUGGGAAGCGUUCCUGCCGGAGGCAAAGGCAAUAGCUUAAUGAAGAGGGAGACUUUUUCUAAAGACCCCGACUGCCUUUUUUUUGAACACUUUACCUCUUUACCAGGAACUGAGGACAAUUUUUUGAAAGAAGCUUCCAUCCAUCCUUUCUUUCAAAUCGUCGUGUUUUCUCCUGUACAGGUCUUUGAUAUAAUAAGCUGCCGCAUUCACACGUUUCCUUGGCGUUUGUUCUGGAGUUUAAGAAUUGAAUCCGACCAUAGUAUUUGUAAAACUCACUGUCCUGACAGCGAGAGAUGUAUUUAUGUUUGUUUUGAGUUGCUGAAUCCAGUAUAUUGAGGUGUUAAAACUGAGGUACUGCCCGGAGAUCAUACUGUCUACAGUUUACAGUAGAGAAUAGGCGUCAAUCAGUCAUUCCACUCUAACUGACCUUGUCUAUAGAUGCAUGUCAGGUCAUGUUCUUGAUGCACUAAAAUGCAUUGUAUAGUUGAAAAAGUGUUUUUUUUUUUUUACUCAGAGAAACCACUAUUGAUGACUGAAGGUAUUUGCCAGGAGUAUUAUUAGCACACUGUUACAAUGUAUCAUGCAAAAUGAAAUAAAUCCUACAGACUUUAAAGCGAACAGGCGAAUGGUGAGUUUACAGAAGUGAAGCGGAACUCCACUGUUGACAUGUCCUAGAUGUUUGUUAUAUUAAGGUUCAGAUGAUUGUUGUCGGCGUCAGAAGCUGAAGCUCAUUUGGAUCUGCUGCAGGUCGCCAGAUGUUCGCCGUUACGCAUCCAAACGACGCGGUCCGUUAUUUUCCUAACCGUAAAUGUAGUUUCUUAUUUUUCUGUCAUGUCAUAUUCAUGUAAUAAUGUGGCUUUAUUUUUGUAACCACUCUGCAUCAGCACACACAUUUCCUUAAACCAUGAAAACAUGAAAACAGGUAGAUGUAAAAAAUAAAGGAUUGGUUACACUUUGCCUCCC